Messenger RNA from Cetraspora pellucida, 1623 nucleotides. NCBI's taxonomy places the organism in Eukaryota, Fungi, Glomeromycota, Glomeromycetes, Diversisporales, Gigasporaceae. The record is from the annotation of a GenBank genome assembly.
AUGAAUCGUAUCCAGGGUACUAUGGUCCGCGCCGUACGACAAAAAAUAACAGAACCGGAUGAAAUUAAGAACAGGAUUCAUGAUAUUGUUCAAAAACAUGUAAAAUUAACUGAUAAAAAUAAAUGGAUGGACGUCAAACUAAGUGAUGCAAAACUCAAAUUCGAGAUUCUACGAGAUUGUAUGUCUUUAACCGAUAGAAAUAUUCCAAAUCUAGAACUUAAUUCUAUUGAAACGGUUGGCGAUGCCGUAAAGUUUUAUUUAGGUGAAGAGAAGAAGGACCCUCGAAUUGGUCACCCAGUGGCUGCUUGGUUCAUGGAGAACGAAGAUAAAUUGCCGCCAAAUAUAACUUUUGUCCCAUAUGUAAAAGAGUUUGGGGAAUACGCUCUUCAACACAGAGGUUAUUUCCCCGAUCCUGGUCCGUGGAAGAUUCCUCAAACUCGAGAGGUUGUCCUCCGGGACACACUUGGGAUUGAGGCUCUUCCUCGACAACGCUUCAACAAAACAAAAAGAACUCCUUAUGUUCUUAAUAUUAUGGUUGUUGGCGAAAGUGGUCUUGGAAAAACUACUUUUAUGAAUACUCUGUUCAACACACCCCUCAAAGAAGAAAUCCAUCCUAAAAAUCCCCAAUCCACACAAACCGUGGAAAUUAGUCCUGUACAUUAUGAAUUAGUUGAAGAUGGUGUUACCCUCAAUCUUACCGUUGUUGAUACACCUGGAUUUGGUGACCAGCUUAAUCGUGAACAUAACCUUGAUCCUAUUGUUGAGUAUAUUGAUAAUCAGUUCGAGGCUUAUCAUGCUGCUGAACGUAGUCCCGAAUUUAGGCGUGCCAUUCCAGAUACUCGUAUACAUGCCCUUUUAUACUUUAUUGCUCCAACCGGUCACGCUCUUAAAGAACUCGAUAUUAAAGCUCUUCAAGUUUUAUCCGCCAAAGUAAAUGUAAUUCCAGUUAUCGCGAAAGCUGAUACUCUUACACAAGAAGAGAAAGCCGCAUUUAAGAAAACUAUAUUAAGAGAUAUUGAAGCUAACGAUAUUAGGAUUUUUCCAACUGCAUAUCCAGAUGAUCGGGAAAGCGUUGAAGACCUUGAGAAAUAUAUCCCGUUCACAGUAAUUGGCAGUGAUCAAUUUGUGGAUGUUGGUGGAAAAAAAGUACGAGGAAGAUCAUAUCGAUGGGGUGUUGUUGAAGUCGAAAAUGAACAACAUUGUGAUUUCAUUCAUCUUCGUGAACUUCUUAUGACACAUGCUCUUCAUGAUCUUCUUGAGACAAGCCAUACAGUGCAUUAUCAUAAUUAUCGUGCUCAAAAACUUCGUUCUAGUGGUCGUCCAGAAUCGAUCCUUGCUUGUGAUGAUUCUUAUGAACACAGAAUUGAAAGAAGCAAGCAAAGUAUGGCGGAAGAAAUGAUUAAGAAAGAAGAGGAAAUGCGGCAAAACUUUGUACUGAAAGUUAGGGAAAAAGAAUCAAACUUAAGAGAAAGGGAAGAACAGCUCAACCAACGUCGACAGCAACUCAUGGCAGAAUUAGAAGAACAACGCUUAGCGCUCGCAGCAGAGGAGCGUGAAUUCCAAGAGUUAUAUAAUGCCAAUCGAAGCGCAAGGUGGUUAUCUGUUUUAUCUAUUUGUAGUUAG